Messenger RNA from Ipomoea triloba (trilobed morning glory), 439 nucleotides. RefSeq names its product late embryogenesis abundant protein 31-like. The record is from RefSeq and is a predicted model, not a curated record. The coding region runs from base 47 to 439 and encodes 130 amino acids. The transcript has a single exon. Lineage: Eukaryota; Viridiplantae; Streptophyta; Magnoliopsida; Solanales; Convolvulaceae.
UUAAUUUUUCUUCAUUGUCGGUUUCCAUUACUUUCUUGAUCCGAAGAUGAGCCAGCAGGAACAGCCGGAACCCAUAAAAUACGGCGACAUUCUUCCUGUCUCCGGCGAACUGGCGUCCAAACCGGUAGCAAUGAAAGAUGCCGCUGCCUUGCAGUCCGCAGAGAGCAGAGUUGUGGGCGAGACGACUCAGGAGGUCGGCGCCGCUGCUAUAAUUCCGUUAUUGCAUUCCGCCGCCGCACUCAAUGAGAGCCGCGGCGCCGUGGAACGCGACCAGAUGACGGAUGUCGUCAGGGAGCGCGGCGUCGAGGUUAGGGAAGAAGUGGGCGCCGGCGGCGCCGCCAUUGUUACCCAAAAAGUCGGCGGAGAGGUUGUGGCACAAUAUGCCCAUCCAGGGAAGGGGAAGAGCAACACGGCACCAGACUUAUCAUCGCCUUGUUAG